Mycena citricolor is the source of this 1471-nucleotide messenger RNA. The record is from the annotation of a GenBank genome assembly. NCBI's taxonomy places the organism in Eukaryota, Fungi, Basidiomycota, Agaricomycetes, Agaricales, Mycenaceae.
CAUGAUGUUCUCGUGGUCACUGCCUUGAAUGUUUUCUCAACGCCGGUUCAGUCCCGAGGGCUACCUUUACGCUACUCAGGCUUCUCGGCGCCGUGCCUCAUGUCGAAAGCGGGCAGCUUGUGCAAAGCUGCGUCUUCUCAAUUGACACGAAUACCCAAAGCGAUGAUCUCGGGCGCCAUACAUCAUGUCGACCAAGCUAUCUGAGGUCGCCGCGCCUUUGCUUUUGGAAACCGGCAGCCGUAUUAAAGCUCUGGAUCGCGGAGUCUACGACCACCAGUCCACCUCGACAAUGCUCGUUUUCCAGACUAUCCUCCUCGCACUCACCACCUGGAUCGGAGUCCAGGCUCUCGAUUUCUCUGCCUCGCAGUGGAUCUGGACAACCGAUGUUUCAGGCGGCGUGGCUCCCGUUGGCUCCCGUGCGUUCCGCAAAGACUUUGUUGCGCCCGCUGGCAAGACGCCGCUGGAGGCAGACAUCAUCAUCACGGCCGACAACUCGUUCAGCUUAUAUGUAAACAACGACCUCGUUGGAUCGAGCGGCGACUUUCGCUAUGCCGCGCGGUUCUGCGUCCCACUCUACGACUGCUUGAAUGUGUUUGCCGUCACCGCGACCAAUGGCGCCACCGUUCCCAAUCCGGCUGGGCUCCUCGUUGCCAUCCAGAUCACCUACUCCGACGGAACGACCUCGCAGCUGGUGUCAGAUGCGACCUGGCGCGGCGCCAUCACGUUCCCGAGCAACUACCAGUCCCUGUCGUUCGACGACAACCCGUGGCGCCCCGUCCUCGUCGAGGCAGGGUACGGCGCCGCGCCCUGGGGCACGAUCCCGGUCCCCUCCGUGCCCCCAGUGCUCACGCUAGCCGGCGCCGCCUGGAUCUGGACGACGGAGGUGUCUGGAGGGAUCGCCCCAGCGGGGACCCGCGCGUUCCGCCGCACCUACACGGCACCCCCAGGGCAACUUGUCGGGUCCGCCACGGUGAUCAUCGCCGCGGACAACGAAUACACGCUCUACGCGAACGGCUUCCAGAUCGGCUCCGGGACGAGCUUCACUACGGCGCAGACCUGGAGCAUCAACCUUGGUGCCGCAUCGCAGGUCGUCUUCGCCGUGGUCGCGACGAACAUCCUCACUGUCCCGAACCCCGCGGGCGUCAUCUUCGCGGCGGAGAUCAACCUCGUCCAGACGGCGUGCAAUUGCACUGGCGGAGCCUACCUGGUCAGUGAUGGCUCUUGGCUGUGGCCUGGGAACGGUUCGCUUCCGCCGGGUUUCCAGAAUCCCGGGUACGACAGCUCGUCCUGGACAGCUGUUACCACGGAAGGUGCCAACGGUGUUGCUCCGUGGGGUACAGUCGCUAUUUCUCCGUCGACGGGGACCGUAAAUGCCUUUUGAGUGGUGAUCUUUUAAACCUGGGUCGAUACAAGUUUGGAAUGCGGCUUUCGCAGACUUUUUAUGAUGACUCGAUGGAUUCUGAAUGUAAAG